Messenger RNA from Melanotaenia boesemani (Boeseman's rainbowfish), 5210 nucleotides. RefSeq names its product lysine methyltransferase 5B (gene kmt5b). Gene Ontology annotation, cellular component: nucleus. The coding region runs from base 521 to 3106 and encodes 861 amino acids. The transcript is spliced from 10 exons. NCBI's taxonomy places the organism in Eukaryota, Metazoa, Chordata, Actinopteri, Atheriniformes, Melanotaeniidae. The record is from RefSeq and is a predicted model, not a curated record. Gene Ontology annotation, molecular function: histone H4K20 methyltransferase activity; protein binding.
GCGUGAAAAGCUCUCAGCGUGCUAUUUACCUGCUAACAUCCAUCAUGAUAAAUAACACUGCCUGCACUGGGCCCAUCAUACUCCGCCGUCUCUGGUAGCCACAGUAGAUUCUGAUUACACGGAUGUUGGCACAGGAAGAAUUAUUUAGCCUGCUUGGAAACGGCAGCUUUAGCAUGUUAAGCUGGCUACAGGCUCCAGACGGCUAACGCCGUGUUUGUUAUCUGCGUUAGCCGCUGCACUCCACUGGUUGCUUGCUUUAGUUCGUUACUGGCAUGCAUAUAUGUGCUGCUAAAUAUCGUCUGUCUUUAUCAAAGAAUUGAUUGUUGUUAAUUCCCGUGAAGAAGGAAAAGCUGUGACUGCAUCGUGUUCUUUUUGACGGGGAGGCUAAGUUAGCAUCCUACUGAAGUUUGAUGCUGCAACCUAACAUGAAACUUUCUAACUCCAGGCUCCAGUCUUCCCCACUUAAGAGUAACUCUUCAUCUCAGAGACUAAAUGCAACUGAACCAGGGGGCUUGUGGGCAUGAAGUGGCUGGGCGAAUCCAAGAACAUGGUAUUAAAUGGCAGACGACACGGAAACAAGUUGACCGGCGAGCAACCUGUAAGCCAGACACGCUCUCAGCAUCCACAGCGGGCGUCGCUGCGCCACAGCAAAAGCCACCCGAGAAGCCGAAGAUGUAGCCGCAGGUGUAACGGAGCCAGUCUGGAGGCGGAGAGGCGCUACGUGCCCUCCUCAGGAAUGACGGCCAAGGAGCUGUGUGAGAACGAUGAUCUGACCACCAGCCUCAUCCUGGAUCCAUAUCUGGGCUUUCAGACUCAUAAGAUGAACACCAGAUUUCGACCAGUCAAGGGAAGACAAGAGGAGCUGAAGGAAAUCAUUGAGCGCUUCAAGAAGCAUGACAACUUGGAGAAAGCUUUCAGAGCGCUGACAUCUGGAGACUGGUGUCGAAGUCUUUUCCUCCACAAGUCCAAGGCUCAAGAAAAGCUCUUCAAACAACAUGUGUUCGUUUAUUUACGAAUGUUCGCCACGGACAGCGGCUUCGAGAUUCUUCCCUGUAACCGCUACUCGUCCGAGCAGAACGGCGCGAAGAUCGUGGCCACGAAGGAGUGGAAAAGAAACGAUAAGAUCGAGUACCUGGUGGGCUGCAUCGCCGAGCUCUCGGAGAGCGAGGAGAACCUGCUGCUGCGGCACGGCGAGAACGACUUCAGCGUCAUGUAUUCCACACGCAAGAACUGCGCACAGCUGUGGCUCGGACCGGCGGCGUUCAUCAACCACGACUGUCGGCCAAACUGCAAGUUUGUGUCGACGGGGCGGGACACGGCCUGCGUGAAAGUCCUGAGGGACAUCGAACCAGGAGAAGAAAUCUCCUGUUACUAUGGAGAUGGUUUCUUUGGGGAAAACAAUGAAUUUUGUGAAUGCUACACGUGUGAGAGACGGGGAACUGGUGCUUUCAAAUCCAAAGCUGGACUUCCGGUGGAGGUGCCGGUGAUCAACAGCAAGUACGGGCUGCGGGAGACGGACAAGCGGCUGAACCGGCUGAAGAAGCUCGGAGAAGGAAACCGGAGCUCGGACAGCCACUCCGUGGGCUCCCACACCGACGUGGACUCUCAGGAAAUGCCAAAAACACACCAGUCUGCCAGAAAAAGAACAUCAUCUUCAUCAUCUUCAUCACCUGGCCUGAAGUAUAAAAACAGGACUCAAACCAGACAGACGUUGUCACGAGCCCUUUCUACCUCAUGUUCAAAACAAGGUCGUCUAAACAAUAACAGGGUACCAAAGAGACUAAAAUCCCAAUCCAAGCCUUCACUCAGUAAAGUCCAGUUGCGGAGUCACCGUAGGGGGGCGGAGCCACGGGCUUCGACCAAAGGAGAGAGUUGUCAGCUGGGUCUCAGGGACUCGAAGGUGUCGCAGUGUAAAGGCGUCACUAUUAAGAAGGAGAAGGACGGACAGGAACUGAUGCAGCUACCGCUGGGCCAGCGUGGCUGCCUCACCCGCCACGCCGCCAAGGAGAACAGCAACCUUCCAGCUGGGGCGAACGGCGAUGGCAGCCAGGGCUCCACGUACAGAACUCGCAGGUCCACCAGGACCCUGGUAAAGACCCAGGAACCAGCUGCUGGUGUCAAGUUGGAACCGAGUGCAAUGGACGGUUUGAGCCCAGUUCCUGGCGGCGUGGUCAUCAAAACAGAGCCCGCCGACAUGGAGGAGUACCUCCACCACGGAGCCGGACUGGAGCAGCCGGCGUUGGACGCCGGCUACGCCAGAAGAGGCUCGCACACGAGCCGGAAACGGCCGACGCGGCUCAGGACCGAGAGGACAAUUAAAAGUGAGGGUUCGAACGGCGAGCCGUUCACGCCGGUGGCCGCAGGCCCCAACUUCUCAGACUGCAGUAACAUGCUGCUGAGCUUCGCUGACAGACACAGAGACUACAAUGGCGUCGCUAACGGCAACAAGUCCCUGCGCAGGGACAAGAGGAAGAGCGGCUGCCGCUCGCAGGACAAGGUGAAGAAGAAGCGUCGGAUCACGCGAUACGACGCUCAGCUGAUCCUGGAGAACAACACGGGCAUCCCUAAACUGACGCUCCGCCGGCGGAGGGACAGCAGCAGCAGCAAGACCAACGACCCCAACGACCACACAGGCUCCGCCCUCCCCGCCGCCAACUCCGCCUCUUCCAGCAAAAUCAGCAUCAAGUUCAGCAAGGACCACGACAAGGACAAGGGCAGCUCGUACAUCGCCAAGCUCAACAACGGCUUCGCACCUGUCGUCCACGGCAACUCCACCAAGCUGAAGAUCCAGCUGAAGAGGGAGGAAGAUGCACGGAGAAUAUCCCACACCAAGAUGGAGCAGAUGUCCUACAAUGGGGACAUGGCUCCGAAUCUGGAGACCAGGAACGGUGGGCAUCGGACUCAGAAGGUCCUGGCAGAACCUUCGUCUGAUGACGAAGAGGAGGAAGAGGAUGAUGAUGACGACUACUUCGACAAUGACUUCGAAGAUGACUUCAUUCCACUUCCCCCGGCGAAGCGGCUCCGACUCAUCGUGGGUAAAGACUCCAUAGACAUCGAUAUCUCCUCCAGGAGGAGAGAGGAUCAGUCUCUGAGGCUCAACGCAUAAGCUGUGGACCUUCCUGUACAUACCCCACCGCUGAUCAACUGUUGUGUUGAUGUAAAAGAAGUAAUUUAAAUACAAAAAAAACAAAAAGUGGAAAAAUUGCAAACCUGAAUGGAGGUGCUGUUAACCUAAAACAAAUCUCUCCGUUUUUCACUCAUCAGCUCAACAUUUAGUUCUGAUCAAGAUCCAUUAAACCUCACCGCAGUGAAAACAGAGAGUUUGUUAUAGGUUCAACUAUUCCUUUACGUGAAUGCACUUAUUUUCAUACAGACAUGGAUAUUGUAGAAAGUGUACAGUAUGGUGACCCUCACCUUACCCCCUGUCUCUCGGGCAGGUUUUAUUGAGCUUUUUUUUUUGGUCUCAUUAGUGUGUAAGCUUGAUGUGGACUGGUUGGUCCAGAGGCAUUAGAGCAUCAGUUAAAUCCACCUUGUGCCAUGUUUUCAUCAUGUUGCCACCUGCCAGCAGAAGGGCUUUUAAUAAAGUUUAAUCAUGUGUGCUUAGAGUUCAGAUCAGGAGUUCAGUCACCACAGCUUCAUUCAGUCAUACCAAUGACUGCUGAUUAAAAACUUCUCACUCAUUAACAUCUUUCAGCUGCCUGAACAUGUAUGGAAUGCUGUUGGGGUCAAAAAGUUAAUGCUUAAAUCUGCUGUUGAAAUUAAGACUGUGUACAUCCAAAUAAGUAGACGUAUUUAGUCAAUUUUCUUUUUCUCUCUGGAGAAAUUAGAUUUUCAAAAGCUUCCUUUAUUUUUAUUUCUAAUAGAAACAAAAAGGGGCGUGGUUAACUGAGCAGCAGUGAACCAAUAACGCUGCUAAUGUGGCUUCGUAAAGUUAAGAAUGAAGUCCUUUCAAUAAUAUUGAUAUACAAAAUUAUCUACCGUUAUUUAUCUGUAAAAAAUAUUUUUUCCUUAAAACUGCAUUUUGAAGAUUUUGCCAUGUAAAGGUUGUAUAUGUCUAUACAUUGCAGUAAGUGAGGAUAAUUAUUCUCACCAACACUUAAAUUUAUUUAAAAUUAUUUCAAAAUAUAGUAAAAAAUGUUAAUUCACAAAAAUGUCGUUAAAUAAGUUAAUAAUUUUAAUACAUAAAUAAUAGUAAAAUAAUUGAAAAAAUUAAAAAUACAUUUUUACAAAGGCCAGAGGCAGUUUGUCGGAAAUUUGCAACAGCGGGUAUUAAGGAGUUAAUCCGCUAAUUCCGGCUCCACCCUCUUUCUGCCCUGAAAUCAGAACUUGGUGGGAAGAAGGUGUAAAAUGUGCUAGUGGCUAACAGCUAGUUUCUGCUUGGUAAACUUUGGGGGCUGUUAGCUCAUGGCUAACUUCUACGAGCUUUCAUGUGAGUCUCAUUUAAUCAGGUCUGAUGUUGCUUUGCUGAGACUGUUUCUGCGUAAUCAAAGCACAAAGCUGCAGCUUUAUGGGCUAAUUUUGCUCAGAAUAUGUCUUCUCAAUUUGGCAUCCUAACAGCCAAUGAACAUGUUAAUUAAACUUGAUUUUUUAUAGAGGGGGAUUUAAAUAUUCCGAUUUAUAUUUGUAUGCAUGUUUUUUUGGAAUGUGUUUCAUUGGCAGAUUUAUUUAGUUUUGGUCCAAAUGGGAUUCCGUACCUGCAAGUGGGUUCAGCUGCAUUAUGACUCUGAAUGAGAAGCACAGCUGUUCUGCGCUCAGAUGGCAACAUGGCACAGCUGGAAGCCAAACCACAUCCACACAAACGCCGCCUGAUGCAUUUUAUUCUGAAAGACUGGUCCCUGUCCCUCAUCUGAGUUAUUCCAUUCAUUUCCUUCAGAAUCACUAUUUAUUGAUCAUUGGCUGAUUGAUAGGUGGCGUUCACUGACACUACAAGUUUCUGUGUAGAAUCAUGUUCUCUCUUCUUCUGUGGUGCUACUUUAAUUUCCUUCACAUCUGUUUGAUUUCCUGUCCGGUGUUGCAGGCGGACAACUACGCCAUCAUUAACUCCAACAGAGACCCCAAAAUAUCUGUAUGGAGGGAGAAAAGUGCCAAAAUUAAAUGUGUAAAUGUUUUUCAUUUAUUAAAAUUGGAAUUAAAUACAUGAGUAUAUUAUUAAAUAUAUUCAAUUUGAAUAUUUUAUAUUAUGUAAAAAAAUUAAUUUAAAUUUAAUUUUU